GAGGAAUGAGGGGUGACUCCGGGGACGCAGCCAUCCCUCGGGAGCAGGACACAGCUCCGGUAGAUGGCACACGGGGCCAGCGCUCCGAAACCCGACACUGCCAGACACUCCCUGCAGAGCCAGGAACCAGGAAAUACAACUGGGGCCGUGCACAAUCGCCAGGGCUCCGCGGGGGAAGGAGGACAUGGGCAACCUCUGCAGCCCCUGGUGAGUGCUGAUGGUGCCGGGCACCGCGCGCAGCUCGCGCCGCGAUUUUGGGGAGCUUUGUGCCCUUUCCUGCCGGGCUGGCCAAGGCUCUGAGCGCUGCACCUGGCCGGGAAGGGACAGGAAGUGUCCUUCGCCUUUCAAAAGAAAGAAAGAAAAGCAAGGAGCUAAUGUGAGGCAUGAGGCCCAACAGCAGCAGCCUGGCAGGAAGGUCCCCACGUAUGAAGACGUCCCAGAUGUGCCUGUCUACGCCACGGUGAGCCAGCCCCGGGCCGUGCAGCAGGAGGAGAGCAUCCACUACGCCGACAUCCAGCUGUUCUGCAGGGCAGGGGGGCGCUCGGCAGCCGAGCUGGGGGGGCGCUCGCCAGCCGAGCUGAGGAGCCGGCAGCUGCAGAACGCCACCGAGUACGCCACCCUCAACUUCCCCCGGGCCAGGCUCAAGUACGACAGCAAAAAUGGGACCCUGGUCUGAGACUGGAUGGGCUCGUCCUCCUCCCGCAGCAGGAAAAGGAGUUCGCAGCUGUGGAGGCAAGGGAACCUCACGGACACUGAGAGGGGAGAGGCUGUGUCCCUCCGUCAGGUUCUCGCUGAGGAGAUUCCCAGCAAAAAUCGCCUCCUCCCCUCGGGGGAGCUGCCCUGGAGCUGGCAGCUCAUCGCCUGCCAGCCCUGUGGGGUGGCAGAGCUGCUGCUGGGCUGGG
This is a messenger RNA of Ficedula albicollis (Collared flycatcher), 902 nucleotides long. RefSeq names its product chromosome 24 open reading frame, human C11orf52 (gene C24H11orf52). Lineage: Eukaryota; Metazoa; Chordata; Aves; Passeriformes; Muscicapidae. The record is from RefSeq and is a predicted model, not a curated record. The coding region runs from base 218 to 676 and encodes 152 amino acids. Gene Ontology annotation, cellular component: extracellular exosome. The transcript is spliced from 4 exons.